This is a messenger RNA of Magnolia sinica, 735 nucleotides long. RefSeq lists its product as uncharacterized. The record is from RefSeq and is a predicted model, not a curated record. The coding region runs from base 1 to 735 and encodes 244 amino acids. Lineage: Eukaryota; Viridiplantae; Streptophyta; Magnoliopsida; Magnoliales; Magnoliaceae. The transcript has 2 exons.
AUGAAGGACAUGCUAACAGCUAAUGGGUUUGGAUGGGACAACGAGAGGAUAGUGGUCACGGCUCUUAAUGAAGUAUGGGAGAAAUAUCUUAGGUCUCACCCGCGUGCCAAAAGACUCCAUGGGAAACGCAUCUAUAGAAUGGAUGACCUUGCAGUUAUUGUCGUAUCCGACCAAGCCACAGGACGUUAUGUGCAAGGCAGUAGGAGUAUGGCCGCAUUAGCAUCAUCUUCUUGUCUUCAACGAAAUCUUAAUGAUGCAUGGAGAGAAAUUGAUGAUGAUAUGGAUGAAACGAUUGACCUCUUAGAGGAUCAUGUAACAAACUCCACAGGGACCAUUCCAUUUUCGUCGGACAGUCCUUCAACGGGACAUCGCAGCUCCCGUAGCACUCCUACUCGCACUGCUGAUUCCGAUGGUAGCCGAGGUGAGACCACAACAAGGAAACGAUCGCGCCCUCCUCGACUUUGUGAUGUACUCAAGACCUCUCUACAGACCGUUGCAGAAGCUAUGCUUAAUUUUGGCAUCGGCAAAGAGGUGAAUCGCACGGUCAAAGUACUUGAUGUACUAGAAGAGGUGGAAGGCUUGACCAACUCAGAGUUUCUUGAAGUUGAUCAGAUCUUGAGUAAGGAUGAGAAGCUGACAUCGUUCUUUGUCAGUCUUCGACCUGAGCGCCGAGUGGAGUGGUUAAAGAAAACACUUUGUGAUAACUUCGGUGAUGGAGGUGUUGGAUCCGUCUGA